This is a messenger RNA of Aspergillus ruber CBS 135680, 1509 nucleotides long. Its product is annotated as ankyrin. Gene Ontology annotation, cellular component: nucleus; cytoplasm. The transcript is spliced from 3 exons. The record is from RefSeq and is a predicted model, not a curated record. The coding region runs from base 1 to 1509 and encodes 502 amino acids. NCBI's taxonomy places the organism in Eukaryota, Fungi, Ascomycota, Eurotiomycetes, Eurotiales, Aspergillaceae. Gene Ontology annotation, molecular function: protein binding.
AUGACUUGCGAAGCAUGGUCGCUUCUAUAUUCACAACCUGCGAAAAACGAUACAGCUUUUUUCACGGGACCUACUGCGACGGCAUCUUCGCAAGGGGGAACAGCCAUAACCCAGGCGAUUGAUCACCAAGAUAUCGACGCUUUACGCAUCUUAUUCGAAAAAUACUCUGAAUCUGCGUGCACCAGAUUACAAACGCCUGGAAAUGAGAACUGUCAUACAUGCCCACAGCAUUUUGCCAUCCAGCCAUUGCGCCUGGCAGCAAUGGACUCAUGCAACAAAAUCAUGAGACUGCUUCUUAGUAGAGGUGCAUCGGUUCAUGCACAAGAUAUCAACAGAAAGACUCCAUUGCAUUUCUGCCGCUCUGAAUCCGCGGUGAACAUUCUCCUUCAAGCCACCGCUGAUAUAAAUUACCAAGACAACAUGGGACAUACUUCCACCCACGAGGCAGUGUGCAAUGGUACGAGCCAGGCUUUACAGGCGCUCAUCACUGCUGGUGCAGACUUGGAUAAUGGCAAGAACAGUAUUGGUACUCCACUGCAUUUUGCUACUCGACAAAGGUAUAGAUCAAUGAUGAAGAUGCUGCUCGACGGAGGGAACUAUACUGAUUCAAAAUAUUUUGAUGGAAGCACACCACUCAUGUUGGCAAUGGACACCGGACAGACUAACCUAGUUCUACCACUUUUUGCACGAGCAGCAGCCUGUCGACCAGAUCUUGUGGGGGUUUUGCUGUCCUGCGGAUUUGAUGCCAAAACUGCGGAUUUUAAUGGCAUGACUCCCCUUCAGUCAACCUGUCUAGCAAAUGAACAUAAUACCCAAUUGUGUCGUUCUCACCGCAGAGAAGUCUGUCAAGCUCUUCUGGAUAAUGGGGCAGAUCUCUUCGCGGAGAGAAGCAAUGAGUUAACGCCAAUUUCCAUUGCACAGGAUCAAAAGGACUACCCACUUAUGACCCUGUUUCUUGAACAUGCGUUGACGCAAGGUGGUUAUGGGGCGCCAGUCAGGUUUACGCGGAUGAUAGAAUCCAUAGUAGACAUUGACGAAGAGAGCCGUCUAUGUCAAAGUGCAACAGCUCUUAUCGGCGGCGUAAGGCUCCAUGCUAGCUUGGUAAAGCAGGCUGUCGAUGAAGGUGAAUGGGAUUUUGUGAUGACUUGCAUUGCGGUGCAUUUUGUUAGUAGAGCAUGUCUUCGAGAGAUGUACCCUGAUAUGGAGGAUCGUUUGUUAGACAUACUUCGGAUGUGCUGUGCUACGAGGGAUCAUGGACUGGUAGAAUAUAUAAUUCGCCCAGGUUCGUUGGCGGACAUGAUAGGACCAAGAAGGCGAGAGUGCAUUGAACCUAGCAAGCUGUCUGCGGCCAUUCAAGAAUUGUGCGAUAUGAUACAGAUUUCUAUGGGUUGGAUUGUGGAGGCCGACGACUACGGCAAGCGGAAACCGUUAUUGCAACCACCUAGAGACUCGGGUGGCAGGUCCAUUGGCCACCUUCGUUGGGCCUUUCCCAGGGAUAAGCACCAGUGA